AUGGAGAUCGCCCUACUGCUCCUGGUCGUGGCCGUUGUUUUGGCUCUCCCUGUGCCACAGGAAGUGCAAAAAGGUGUGAUUCCAGUCCUCCAGCGCACAGAGGUCAGAGAUGAAGUGGGACAGUUCUCCAUCAGUUACUUGUCCGGAGACGGAACCGCGGUCAGCGAGCAAGGUGCCCUGAAGCCCAAUGCUGAUGGUAGCGACAAUGUUCUGGUGCAGCAAGGUUCAUUUUCGUAUACCAGUCCCGAAGGGAACCCCAUCCGAGUAACAUAUGUGGCUGAUGAACUCGGGUUUCGUCCAGAAGGUUCCCACCUGCCAGUAGCCCCAGAAGUGGCGCCACCGACUUUCUAA
This is a messenger RNA of Cryptotermes secundus, 351 nucleotides long. RefSeq names its product endocuticle structural glycoprotein SgAbd-8-like. The coding region runs from base 1 to 351 and encodes 116 amino acids. The record is from RefSeq and is a predicted model, not a curated record. Lineage: Eukaryota; Metazoa; Arthropoda; Insecta; Blattodea; Kalotermitidae. Gene Ontology annotation, molecular function: structural constituent of chitin-based larval cuticle. Gene Ontology annotation, cellular component: chitin-based extracellular matrix. The transcript is spliced from 3 exons.